Python bivittatus (Burmese python) is the source of this 4940-nucleotide messenger RNA. The record is from RefSeq and is a predicted model, not a curated record. NCBI's taxonomy places the organism in Eukaryota, Metazoa, Chordata, Lepidosauria, Squamata, Pythonidae.
AUGGAUGCAGAAAUUUUUAGAGAAAAGAUUGCUGGCCCAAUGGUGCUAAGUAGCUUGCGAUCUGUCUUGAAUGAGGUGCAGGUAUUUGGAUUGUACACAGGGGAAGAAUUCCAUGAAACAUUUGAUUGCCCAAUUAAAAUUGUUGCUGUUCACCCUCAGUUUGUGAGAUCGCAUUGUAAACAGUUUGUUACAGGAAGAAACAAAUUAUUGUUAUUUGAAAAGAAUUGGAUGAAUAGAUGGAAGCAUUCUGUUUUACAUGAAGGAGAGGGACCUAUAAGAAAUGUGAAAUGGAGAGGAAACCUGAUUGCUUGGGCCAACAAUAUGGGUGUGAAGAUAUUCGACAUGAUUGCUAAGCAAAGAAUCACCAAUGUGCCCCGAGAUGAUAUAAGCCUUCGUCCUGAUAUGUAUCCCUGCAGCCUUUGCUGGAAAGAUAAUUUAACACUGAUUAUUGGCUGGGGAAAUUCAGUAAAGAUAUGCUCGGUGAAAGAACGUCAUGCCAGUGAAAUGCGGGAUCUACCUAGUCGUUAUGUGGAAAUAGUGUCCCAGUUCAACACUGAAUUUUUUAUCUGUGGGAUUGCACCUCUCUGUGACCAACUUGUCGUACUUUCAUUUGCAAAGGAGAUUUCAGAGAAAAUGGAAAGAGAAUGUUGUGCCCGGCCAAGGCUUGAUAUAAUUCAGCCAUUUCCUGAAUCUUGUGAAGAAAUAUCUUCUGAUGCACUCACAGUAAGAUGCUUCCAAGAAAAUGAAUGCCGAGAUUAUUGUUUAGAAUAUUCAGAAGGUGAAUCACUUUUUUAUAUUGUCAGUCCGAGUGAUGUGGUAGUGGCCAAAGAACGAGAUCAAGAUGAUCACAUUGAAUGGCUCUUGGAGAAAAAGAAAUAUGAAGAAGCUUUGAUGGCAGCUGAGAUCAGUCAGAAAACUAUUAAAAAGCACAAGAUUCAGGAUAUAGGUUUAGCAUAUAUAAACCAUCUAUUAGAAAUUGGAGAUUAUGACCUGGCAGCAAGAAAAUGCCAGAAGAUACUUGGCAAGAACACCAGUUUAUGGGAAUGUGAAGUAUAUAGAUUUAAAGAAAUUGGGCAACUUAAGGCAAUUAGCCACUAUUUGCCAAGACAGGAUUCCAUCCUGAAGCCUUUCAUUUAUGAAAUGGUUCUGCAUGAAUUUCUGGAGAGCGAUUAUGAGGGUUUUGCAACAUUAAUUAAGGAAUGGCCUGGGAAUCUGUACAACAAUCCAGUCAUUGUCCAUGCUGUUUUGGACCAUCUGAAGAAAGAUCCACAGAACAGGACGUUGCUGAAAACUCUAGCAGAGUUGUACACCUAUGACCAGCGCUACAGAAAGGCCCUUGAAAUUUACCUCACACUGAGACAUAAAGAUGUUUUCCAGCUGAUCCACAAACACAAUCUUUUCAGUUCCAUCAGGGACAAAAUUGUUCUACUAAUGGAGUUUGAUUCAGAGAAAGCCGUUGACAUGCUUUUGGAUAAUGAAGAUAAAAUCUCUAUUGAUAAAGUUGUGGAAGAAUUAAAAGAUAGGCCUGAAUUGCAGCAUGUGUAUUUGCAUAAGCUGUUCAAGAGAGAUCAUCAUAAAGGACAAAAGUAUCAUGAAAAACAAAUCAGUCUGUAUGCCGAAUAUGACCGGCAAAAUUUACUCCCUUUUCUGAGAAACAGCACCCAUUGCCCUUUGGAAAAGGCUCUUGAAAUCUGUCAGCAAAGGUUCUUUGUGGAAGAAACUGUUUAUCUUUUGAGUCGAAUGGGCAAUAGUCGAAGUGCCCUGAAAAUGAUCAUGGAAGAUCUGAAUGAUGUAGAUAAAGCUAUUGAGUUUGCUAAGGAGCAAGAUGAUGCCGAACUUUGGGAAGACCUUAUUUUGUAUUCCAUUGACAAACCCCCUUUUAUUACAGGUUUGUUAAACAAUAUUGGGACUCACGUUGACCCUAUUCUCCUGAUUCACCGUAUUAAGGAAGGUAUGGAGAUUCCAAACCUGAGAGAUUCAUUAGUAAAGAUUCUCCAGGAUUACAAUUUGCAGAUUUUGCUUCGGGAAGGGUGUAAGAAGAUUCUUGUGGCUGACUCUCUCUCAUUGUUAAAAAAGAUGCACCGAACACAAAUGCGGGGGGUACUUGUGGAUGAAGAAAAUAUCUGUGAAAUAUGCCUUUCCCCUAUACUGCCUACAGAUGCAUCUAAAUCUUUCAGUGUAACAGUAUUUCAUUGCAGGCAUAUGUUCCACAAAGAAUGUUUUCCUGACCCUAGCACAGAAUCUUCAUUACACUUCUGUAACAUCUGCAGUGCUAAACACCGUGGACCGGGCAGUGCCAUCUUGGAAAUGAAAAAAUAACCUCUGCCAUAUCAAAAGCAUCUGUAUUUGCAUGUGACUCCUUUCAUGUGGGACCACAGAACAAUGCUUCAGAGAGAGAGAGAUAAUUACCUUUGUUUAAGGAUAUGAUAAAAAGACCUCCUUUAAUCCUACAUCUCACUGAUAUUUCCUGUACAAAUUUGAAGUCCUAAGAGCAAAUCCAAAUGAUUGUUGCUGACUCAUUAUUGUUGCACCGCUCAAAUACAGUCAUCUGUAUGUUUGGCUAAACCGACAUUGUAUAACGUAAAGUAAAUCUCAGUGGGAAAAUUCAUAGUGUUGAUACAGUAGGACCACAAACUAAAUCAUGCUCUACAGAAUGCAUUUUGAUUCUAUAUUUAUGAACAGGUACAGAUAUUAGCUAUCUCAUUAGUGCCUACAUUCAACUUUAGUCUCCAUUUAGAUCCUACUCAUCUUUUCUUCUGAGAAUUCAAAACAGUUUCUGAUGGCAGCUAGACAGUCAGUGUUAAGAAAAUUUAAAAUAUCUGCUGAUAUUAGGUGCAGGCAGGUGCCUCUAAGAAGCUUAAAGCCAAAACUCAGGCUCCAGCUUUCACCUUUUGUCACUUGAAAUAAUCUGGUCUUCAGAAUUAUAUAGUAUAUUUAGAGUGUAGGCAAAUUUAUUGUGCUGAUGCAUACAUUUGGAAUCCUGUGGGAAUUCACAAAACUGGUUCAGGAAAUGGCUGGUGUAUUUGCUCUGUUCCAGCCCAUCUCAUAUACUCCCACCAUCAACCCAGCUUAACUUGCUCUGUUUUUUCCUGGGCUGCAGACACACUUUGAAACAAAGCACUGGGUACAACUCAUCAUUUUUUCUAAAAAUGCCUGCAGAGUCCAAAAGCAUUCUCAUAAAUGCAAAUUAUGCUAAUGACUGGCAUUGGCCUCAUGCUAAAUUCCCACUUAGUUUUAAUUUAAAAAAUCUAAAGAAAAGUAAGAUCAGAUGGCAGGCUCCAAAGGAGCUUUGAGGACCCUUAAGCACCAGGUCUACCUGUGAUAAGUUAGGCUUCUCCAACCUGAGUUCCUUCAGAUGUUUUGAGCUACAACUCCUAGCACCACUGACCAUUGAAAGUAUGGGAUGAGGCCGAUCAAAAGUUCUAGUGAUUAGCCAUGAUAGUUACCUUCCAUGAUUUUUUUAAAGUGAGAAUGAUGCUAAGCAUCAAGAAUGUGCAUCUCCUCACCUGUGGCUUUGAACUGUCUAAACGUAUUAGUAAAUUAUGGAACUAUGCAGUAGGAAUGAGGAACUAAGCAAAGUGAGAAAUAAAGGUAAAGGAUAUGUAUCUACUGUACUCCAUAUUUCCAAAUAGUUGUUAUUUCCAUAGUUGUCAAGCAGCCCUACAUGUAUAUAAUUAUCAGGCAAUGGCCCAUUGACAUUUCCCUUAUUGUUUGUCUCUGAAUUGCAGUCAAGAAUUAUAUGAACCAGAGUACUGGGGGGGGGGGCACGAAAUAAGCAAAGAAUAGCUGCUGAUCCUGUGGGUACAGAACAUUCAAAAAGUAACAAUAGACAUGGACAAAGCAAUAGUAGAAAUGGAUACUAGGUUGUUAAAUGAUGUCCAUGUAUUCGCUUGUAAAGUUUUCAAUAAAGGAACGCUUUGAAAUGUAAUUUUAAGGAAUAUAAUUUGUAGACAAGUGCUUGGAACUUAAUAUGGGAUUGAUAGAGAAGCAAGGUACCCUGGGCAGAAAAAAUGUGGGAACAACAUUUUUCACAGUUCACUCUAAAUGCAGCAAGAAGACAAUUGAGCAUGAAGAGCUAUAAAGAGCUCAUCAUUAUUGUAUACAUCUACAAAAUAUGUUGGGGUGUUUGAAAACAUAUAUAUGGGGAAAGGACCAGUUCAGUGAGUGGAGGAGAUGUUUGCAUGCAAAAGAUCCCAGGUCAAUCUGUGGCUUCUUUGGUGAACGGGAUUCCAGGCACCAUGUUAUGAAAUUACAUCUGCCUGUAACCCAGAAGAGUUACAGCUAGAAAAAGAACAGAUAAUACAGGGCUGGUGCAUGAACAGUUUCAUCUGGUAUAAAACAGCUUUCAGUGGUUUUAUAUACUUUAUGGUUGGGUUUUCCCUGCAUGACCAGUUAGCCACAAAUAAUGCCCUGAAUCUAUUUGAUCCAAGUACAGCAGUGAAAUUAAUUAGAUGUCUCUCUGUAUGACUAAAUUAGAUUAAAUGGGUAUUGUGCCUAAUCAGGAGAUCUUAUGGGGUGUUAGGUGGUGUGCAAAACAUGAACCAUUUUAAAUUUGAAACAUCCCAUUUUGAAUAGGAGCUGCCCUAUUUCAAAUGCAAAGCAACUGUUUUUGAGUGGAAAAUAGGUCGUGUUGAGCAUUCUGGAAGUGUUUCAGCCAUGGAGAGAGCCACAUGGGUUGCUGGGUGUGGCUAAUGAUAAAACGUAUUUGCAGAAGUGAUUGAAAUAUUGCUCAUAUAUAUUGCUUGUUCACUGCUGUGUCAAAGUAUGUCCCAAUCUUGUUUGUUUGUUUGUUUGUUUGUUUGUUUUUGUGGGCUUAUACACCACUCCAGUUUUCAACCGACUCCAAGAGGCUUACCAUCCUACCUAUGUAAAUGAAAUUAAAGCAACAAAAAGUAGUAACAACAGACAAUAUAUAUGUAAUAAAUUACAGUUCUCAUUCA